AUGGAUGUUAUGGAAAUGAGAAACAUACAUUGCGAAUUAGAUCCCCUAUCUAGGCCAGACGGAUCUGCAUUGUUUGCUUUGGGCGAUACCAUGACACUUUCUGCUGUAUAUGGCCCUGCUGAAGUUAGACCUCAAAAAUUGCUCACUGAAAAUGCUACAGUCGAAGUUUUGUUUAAAUCUAAAAAUGGUGUACCCAGUAUUUCAGAUAAAAUAAAAGAAGUAUCAUUAAAUAAUAUUUGUAAAACUGCAAUUUUAUCCUCUCAGCAUCCCAGAACGAGUAUUUCUAUUAUCGUACAGGAAAUGCAAGAUUAUGGUGGAUUGCUUGCAUGUUCUGUAAAUUCUGCUUGUUUAGCUUUACUAAAUGCUGGAAUUCCAUUAAAAUAUGUAUUUGCAGCUGAUAGUAAAGCAAAUUUUACCUUAGUUUUCGAUGGCGUCGAUAAAAAUUUAAUAGCUUGCAAAACUUCUGGAAUUUAUACUAAAAAUAAAUUCACUGAAGUUAUCAACACAUGUAAAGAAGCCAGUUUGAAAAUAUUUCAAUUUUAUUUAAGUGUUAUUAAAAAGUCUAUGACAAUUUAA
This is a messenger RNA of Pediculus humanus corporis (human body louse), 576 nucleotides long. RefSeq lists its product as uncharacterized. Gene Ontology annotation, biological process: poly(A)-dependent snoRNA 3'-end processing; U4 snRNA 3'-end processing; nuclear mRNA surveillance. NCBI's taxonomy places the organism in Eukaryota, Metazoa, Arthropoda, Insecta, Psocodea, Pediculidae. The record is from RefSeq and is a predicted model, not a curated record. Gene Ontology annotation, cellular component: nuclear exosome (RNase complex); nucleolus; cytoplasmic exosome (RNase complex). The coding region runs from base 1 to 576 and encodes 191 amino acids. The transcript is spliced from 5 exons.